AUGUGCGGCAUUCUGGCAAUUUUCUCGGAGAAUGGAGCAGCUAUAGCAGCUCAAGAGUUUGCAGGCAGCGUGCACAGCUUGCGGGAGCUGGCGUAUCGUCAAAGUGCCAAGCAACGUCAUCGUGGGCCAGACGAUACGGGCGUGGAACUCAAUGCAGAGCAGGGCGUGGCUUUGGUGCACGAGCGUCUGUCGGUAAUAGGCGUGGCCACAGGACAUCAGCCGCUUUACUCGCAGGACGGCAACAUUGCGCUCAUAGUCAAUGGCGAGAUCUACAAUUAUGUGGAGCUGAGCGAGCAGAUUUCCAAGCGCGUGCCCGGCUAUAAGCCCAAGAGCGACAGCAAUGUGAUUAUUGAACUGUAUGAGCAACUUGGUGCAGCUCUGCUGCAACAUAUACGUGGCAUGUUCAGCUUUGUGUUGUACGAUAAGCGACAGCAGCAGCUGCUGGUGGCACGUGAUCCCUUGGGCAUCAUACCGCUCUACAUGGGCAAGGAUGCUGGCGGCAAUCUGUGGUUUGCCUCGGAAAUGAAGUGUCUGGUCGAGGUGUGCACGCAGCUGAGCAACUUUCCGCCAGGACAUGUGGCAGCAGGCACUGUGCAACAGCUGCAAACCAAACGUUAUUACGAGCCCAACUGGCGCACAGUGUUGCCCACACAGCCAGUGAAUCUGCAGGAGCUGCGCGAGCAACUGCAGCGUGCAGUGCUUUCUCAUUUGCAAUGCGAUGUGCCCUUUGGCGCUUUGCUGUCGGGUGGGGUCGACUCCAGUCUCAUAGCUGCCAUGGCCAGCAAACUGAUGCGACAACGCCAGCCCAACUAUAAGCUGCGCACCUUUGCCGUGGGCAUGCCGGGCUCUCCAGACUUUGAGCAUGCGCGGCAGGUGGCGCAGUUUAUAGACAGUGAGCAUACCGAGGUGAGCUUCAAAGUGGCGGAUUGCUUGGAUGGCGUGCGUGAUUUGAUUUAUCAUCUGGAGUCCUACGAUGUGGCCACAGUGCGUUGCAGUCUGCCCAUGUUCUAUCUGGCCAGAUAUGUGAAGAGCACGGGCAUUAAGAUGAUACUCUCCGGCGAGGGCGCAGAUGAACUGUUCGGUGGCUAUCUCUACUUCCAUCAGGCGCCGGACUAUGCACAGUUCCAUGCCGAAAUGAUUACACGCUGUGAGCAGCUGCACGUCUCGGAUAUUUUACGCGCCAAUAAGGUAACCAUGUCCAAGGGCUUGGAGCUGCGUGUGCCCUUUCUGGACACUGCCUUUGUGGACUAUGCUAUGAACAUUAGACCGCAGGAUAAAAUUCCUGGAGCACUGAAUGAAUUUGGCGGCGAGCGCAAGUGGCGCUUGGAGAAGUUUGUGCUACGCAAAGCAUUCGAGGAUGGCUAUCUGCCUGAGAGUGUGCUCUGGCGCCAGAAGGAACAGUUCUCCGAUGGUGUAGGCUAUGCUUUGAUUGAUGCACUGCCUCAAUAUGCUGCACGUCAUGUGAGCGAUGCGCAGCUGCUUGCAGCGCCUAAACGCUUUCCCAUCAAUCCACCCAAGACCAAGGAGGCCUACUGGUAUCGCCAGAUCUUUGAGGAGCAAUUUCCAGGCGAUGCUGCGGCGCUUACAGUGGAAAAGUGGGCGCCACGACUGGACUGGGGCUGUCCAGAAGAUCCAUCGGGACGCGCUCAAGCGGCGCAUCAGAAUGCCUAUGGAAAGUGUUAA
This is a messenger RNA of Drosophila busckii, 1683 nucleotides long. RefSeq names its product probable asparagine synthetase [glutamine-hydrolyzing]. Gene Ontology annotation, molecular function: asparagine synthase (glutamine-hydrolyzing) activity. Bases 1 to 1683 code for a protein of 560 amino acids. The record is from RefSeq and is a predicted model, not a curated record. The transcript has a single exon. Gene Ontology annotation, cellular component: cytosol. NCBI's taxonomy places the organism in Eukaryota, Metazoa, Arthropoda, Insecta, Diptera, Drosophilidae.